Trichoderma reesei QM6a is the source of this 1305-nucleotide messenger RNA. RefSeq lists its product as uncharacterized. NCBI's taxonomy places the organism in Eukaryota, Fungi, Ascomycota, Sordariomycetes, Hypocreales, Hypocreaceae. Gene Ontology annotation, cellular component: TRAPP complex; Golgi apparatus. The coding region runs from base 1 to 1305 and encodes 434 amino acids. The transcript is spliced from 4 exons. The record is from RefSeq and is a predicted model, not a curated record.
AUGAGUGAACAAACACAGGAACAGGGCCACAGAAGAAACAAAGCGUCCAUUACUCGGGCAACAAGACCGAGGUCCUCUACCAAAGGCCCUCUUGAUGCCGACAAUGGACUAUUGACGUCUCCGACGACUUCGACCCCUCAGCUCAGCCCAAGCCUCCAGCCAUCACCAGCCUUUGCAUCACAGGCUCGACACGCCACGCCGUCUCCGGCUCCUCAACUGGGAGAGGCGAGACCAAAGGACUUUUCAUUCCUCCUUCAGCCCGAGAUCUACCAUCCCCUCAACGUGCAAAACGUGCCCCCUGCGUUCAGAAACUCUCCAAAACAGCCCACCUCGGAGACGCCCCUGGAAGAACUGCUCGCCAAAGGCCACUUCCGAGCAGCAGCCAUCGCAGCAGCACAAGAACUCACCGGCUCAACGGUCAGCGGCAGCCCCGUUGAUCCGCAAGAUGCCACCAGGAUCUUUCGGCUGCUGUACACCCGGCUCGCCUGUCUCACCCUGAUCGAUGCUACCUCGCUCGCGGCCCAGGAAGCCAAGGCGCUGGAGGACCUCAACGACGCCCGCAGGUACAUUGACGACAACACGGGCGAGCAUCUUGUGCCGUGGGAGCUGCGCGUGCUGCACGUGCGUCUGCAGGCGCUGGGCUUUGGUGAUGCCCGCCGAGCCGUCAUGAGCUACCACGACCUCGCCAGGGAAGCCAGGGAUCGCAUCAGAAAGGCUUCCCUGACACACGACAACUCGGCAAGAGAGUUGUGGAAGUCACGCCUGCACGAGCUGGGCAUCAAGGUCGCAGGGGCCCUGAUCGAGAUGGACGAUCUCUCUGGCGCAGCGCACCAUCUCGGCAGCUUGCGAGACCGAGGCGAUGGCAAGCUGGCGCUGUCCAAGGCAUUGCUAUGGCUGCACCUUGGCGAUACAGCAAAUGCAAAGGCUUGCGCAAGCCAGUGCUCGGAGACCAUGGAGAACGUGGAGAAGAUUAUCCUGGCCUUGUGCGACAUGGCAGAUUCAAACUAUGAGGAGGCACUGCAAAAGUGGCAGGAGUUUGACAGCUCAAUAGCGGAUGAGAUGAUUGGCGUGAACCAGGCAGUGUGCCUCAUCUAUCUUGGACGAAUCCAAGAGGGACGAACGAUAUUGGAGAAGCUGGUCGAUUCGGGUCUGUCGUCUCAUACGCUGCUCUUCAACCUCUCGACGGUAUACGAACUGUGCUCGGAAAGGAACCGAAUACUGAAGGGGAGGCUCGCGGAGAGGGUGGCGAACCUGGAGGAAUCACCGUUUGGAUGGGAGAAAACUAAUGCCGACUUCAAGCUGUGA